AUGGGUUUGUGGGUGGUGGGUUUAGAAUCGUUUUCCCCGUUGGAUGUGUAACGAAGGGUGUGUGAUGAGAGAGUGAGAGAGAGGUUGAUUGAGUGCAAUACGACAUCGACCGAUGUCGAGAUAGAUGGCUUGUAGUCUAGAAUUUCGUGUAGGAAACGGGUUCUUGUUGCGGUGUUCUCGAACCGUGGGUUCCAAGUGACUCUGCCGUGAGAUGAAAGAAUAUGGUCAGUGCGUCGCCACCAAAUUGCCAGCUGUGGAGAAAGGAAUGUGCGAGAAGGAGUUUUUGGCGCUUAAAACUUGCAUGCAGAACGCGGCCAAGAAAAAGUGAUAGCGAUUGUUCAGUAUAUCGUAGUCUAGAAUGGGACUGGCGGAAAGAGCUUCGUCGAGCUCGGGGGCUCGUUUAGGUAUGGGAGCAGGAGGUGCAAAGUCGCAUGCCUAUAUCCAGUACCCACCCUUACGAUGCGACAUUCCAGGAGCCGCGGGCGUGAUGUACGAUGAUGGUAAUAAGCUUCUGCUUGUGCCAGCCCCCAGUAAGGUUUAUUCAUGGCCAACAAAUCAACACCCGCCUGCAGAGUUGCCGGGAGUAACCGACAUUAAGGAAGGGCCUAUUCUGGGAGUUAGGUAUUCGUUAGAUGGGAAGAUAUUAGCUAUUCAGCGAACUAAUCAAGAGAUAGAGUUCGUGAACAAAGAGAGCUGUACUGGAUUCAAACAGCAGUGUAGGAGUGGCUCGGAUCGAAUCUUUGGUUUCUUUUGGACAGACUGCCCUGCUUGCGACAUUGUCUUCGUUACCACAAGUGGACUAGAGAUGUACACUUUGUACCUGAGUAAGAAUGGGCUGAAACUGGUGGAGUACAAGAAAACGCAUGUGAGCUGGUAUGUGUACACACACGAGAGCCGUCUUGUAUUGCUUGCAUCGGGCAUGCAAUGCAAAACACUCUCUGGAUAUCAGUUUGCUGCAGGGGGGAUUGUGAGACUGCCGAAGUACGAUGUUACAAUGACUAAACAAGAAUAUAAUCGCAAGCCUGUGCUAGCUCCCGAAGAUAUCCGCAUAGCUACUAUGUAUGGAAGACUUUAUUGCGUCCAGGUGGAUAGAGUGGCGUUGCAACUGCACAUGUAUCGGUUCUAUAGGGAUGCUGUUGUACCUCAGGGAUCUCUGCCGAUAUUCUCCUCCCAUGUGGCAAUUAGUGUAGUUGAUAACGUCCUUCUGGUCCAUCAAACAGAUUCUCAAGUAGUCUUACUGUACGACAUCUUGACAGAUCCUAGAGGUCCGAUCUCUGCUCCUCUUCCACUUCUUCUGAGGGGAGCUCCCUCUCCAGCUGCUUCAUCCUCAUCGAAUACGGGGAAAGGCUCCAGAAGACCCUUAUCAACUGCAGAGGCAACUAUAUAUGGGAAGGGCUGGGUGUUCAUCAACCCAGACCUUGUGCUGGAUCACAUGCAUGGACUUCUUUGGCGUGUUCGGCUUGACUUGGAGGCAGUAGCUGCUAGCUCAUCAAAUUUGCCGUCAUUGCUUUCUUUCUUGCAGCGUCGGCGAUUUGAUGCCCCGAAGGUUCAAUUCACAAAAUUUCUGCUCAACAUCGCCUUGGUUCAGUUUUCACUUUUAUUUCAGUUCGCUAAGGAGCUUUCGCUAAUCGUGAUCAAGUCCAUGAUUAUCGAACGUCGCUCUUUGCGUUUGAUUGCGUCUGCAAUGGAUGUGGUUACUGCUUCCUAUGCUCAAGCUACACGGCCAUCAUCUGGGACUGGUGGUUCAGGCUAUCAACCAAUGAAUAAGUCUACUGCAGUAAGCAGUGGGGGGAUCACUUUAAGUGCUGGGCCAAGAGGUGUGUUUCUAGCAGGUUCGCAAUCUUCUUCCAAUCCUGUUGGUAAAGCCAUGAGCAAAUCCAAGAUAGUUGAAAUAGAGCAGGACGCGGAGACUGUGUCAGAUGCAGAGAGCAUCAUUAGCUCGGAGAUUGAAGAGGCACCCUUAACAUCAUCUCAGGAGCAAACUUCAGCUCCAAGUAGCAGCAGGGUUCUCAGCAGAGAAGGAAGUAAAGGUAUUACUAUGGAAUCCUCAACCUCGAACAGCUCAUCUCUUUUAGCCUCAGGCUUGCAGGGGCUUCGGAUGGGGCUACCAGCACCGUAUAUAUCACCAGAUGAUGUCUUGCAAAGUGUUUUUCUUGCAAUUGAAGAGGAGAUGUGCACGGAUUCUACAUUUUAUGUUGCAGCCAUUGUAGAGUACAUGCGCAGUACAGCGAAGGAAAAUGUGCGUGUUCCUCCAGGGCUGCAAGCAUUGAUGGUACAACUGCUCGGUCGUGAUGAGAGGUAUCAUGAGCUUCGACAGUUUGUUGCUGGGAAGCUCAUUGAUCCAUCAAGAACUGUUGCCUUGCAACUUCUGGAUGUUGGAACCAACGACAGAGAAACACGGAAGCUUGGAAUGGAAAUGUUGAGACUUCUUCAUGCUCACUGUGAUUACGUGAAGCUUCUCCUGCAAGAUGGGCGGCUACUCGAGGGUCUUCGCUACAUACGACAGAACAAGGUGGAUACGAUACCUCCAGCCCUGUUUCUAGAGGCUGCAGCAAACAGCAACGAUAUCGAGAAGCUUGCAUCUGUUUUCCGGUUUUGCUUAGAUUUUUUGCCAGGGUUUCAGCAGACACCUGACUUCAACUUGUAUUCAUCACGCCUUAACCAGCAAUGCAUUGUGGGGAGCGGCUGCUGAAUUUGGAUCUGCAAUUUUGUAAUAACACCAUUACAUUCUUGUUCUGCUGGAGUGAGUUGAGAUCAUGGUAUGGGCUGCUCAGCUAGGAGCGAAGGCGCUAAUUCACAAGUCCAUCAGAGGGUCACACAAUAGAAAAAAUUCCAGCUGAGAACUGAUGCUUGUCUGUGCUCGUGUUAAGAAUGUUUCAACUCUUUUUCUCUAGCAAGUCCGGAAUUUGUGAGAACUGCUGUAGUUCAUGAGGAUGUACUUUGAAGGAUAAAGGAGCAAAUUUUAAAUUUAUAAACACUCAUGAUUGCUGGUAAACUGAAGUUCUCACGUUACCUUGUGAGAAACUGUUGAAUUGUUUGUGUC
This is a messenger RNA of Physcomitrium patens, 3043 nucleotides long. The record is from RefSeq and is a predicted model, not a curated record. Lineage: Eukaryota; Viridiplantae; Streptophyta; Bryopsida; Funariales; Funariaceae.